Messenger RNA from Caenorhabditis bovis, 936 nucleotides. The record is from the annotation of a GenBank genome assembly. NCBI's taxonomy places the organism in Eukaryota, Metazoa, Nematoda, Chromadorea, Rhabditida, Rhabditidae.
AUGGAACGACAUGCCAUUCAACCGUCCGAGGUGUUGACUGAAGAUGGCGGAUCGUAUCCCGGCAAGCUUAUACAACGAGUAGGAGGAGUGGGAAGAAAUCACGCGGAUGCUUUAGCACGGCUUGGCUGCGAUUCGGUGCUCGUUUCUGCGGUUGGUAACGAUUCGAACGCGGAAUUUGUUCGCAAUUCUUGCAAACACAUUAAUUUGUGCGGUCUAAAGACGUAUUCCAACGCGCCAACUUGCACAUAUCUUUCAAUAAAUGUUGGCGGGAAUAUAAAAUACGGAAUUUCGACAAUUGAACCUUUAUUGCACUUGGUUACCCCGUCACUGGUGACUGAAAACAAAGAACAUAUUGAAAAUGCUGAAUAUGUUGUGUUAGAUGCCAACCUUCCGUUGCCAGUUAUGAAAGAAACAAUCAAUAUUGCAGAAAAAUGCGGAAAGCCUGUGUGGUUUGAGCCUACAGACAUCAAAAAGGUGCGAGCAAUCUUUGAUUGUGGUGGGAUUGACAAAAUUGCUGCAGUUUCUCCAAAUGCAAAUGAGUUUUUGGAAUGGCUGAAGCUUUGCAAGAUCGAAAACAUUGACGGAGACGUUGUUAAGUCACCACGUAGAAUAUUGGAACUGAUCGAAAAAGAAAAAGAGAAGGUGAUGAAGAACGUGUCAAUAAUGGUAGUGUCGCUGGCGCAAAAUGGAACUGCUGUGAUUCACAGGGACAAAUUUGGCUUGCUUACUUUUAAAUCGAUUGAUGCGCCCGUGUCACCAAAAGAAGUAGUGUCGGUCUCAGGAGCCGGCGAUAGUUUCAACAGCGGAUUACUCGCCGGACUUCUUUAUGGCAAAUCUCUCGACGACAGUAUCAAUGUCGGGCAGCGUUGCGCGUCGGCCACACUACAAUCAGUUCUAGCAGUUGCUGAAAGUCUUAGUCCCGAGUUUGUUGAAUAA